AUGAAACUGAUUUCGUGGAACGUGAACGGCAUCCGCGCGGUGCUGCGAAAAAACCUUUUCCUGCCGUUCGUAGCGGACCACGAUCCGGACGUCAUCUGCCUGCAGGAGACCAAGGCCCACCCACAGCAGGUGGCACUCGAUCUGCCGUCCCACCCCUACCAGUACUGGCACAGCGCCGAAAAGAAGGGCUACGCCGGCACGGCGAUUUUUUCCAAGCGCGAGCCGGUGUCCAUAAGCUAUGGCAUCGGCGUGGCAUCCUUCGACAGCGAGGGGCGGCUGGUUGCCACGGAGUUCGAAGAUUUCUACGCCGUCUCGGUGUACGUGCCCAACUCCAAGCGCGACCUGAGCCGACUGGAUGAGCGUCAGGAGUGGGACCGCGCCUUCCUCGCUCGUUUGAAGGGUCUGGAGAAGCACAAGCCGGUGGUGUUCAGCGGCGAUUUCAAUGUCGCGCACACCGAUAUCGACCUCGCCCGACCCAAGGAAAACGAGGGCCAUCACGGCUAUACGAGGGAGGAGCGCAGCGGCUUCGACGACUUCGUCAGCGCGGGCUUCAUCGACACGUUUCGCCACCUGCACCCCGACGAGCGUCACCAAUACACUUGGUGGCGGCAAAUGGGCGGCGCGCGCGAACGCAACGUCGGCUGGCGCAUUGAUUACGUCAUGAUAUCCGCCGCCCUGCUGCCCCGCCUGGAAUCCGCCUCGAUCCUGUCGGACGUGUACGGAUCGGACCACUGCCCGGUUGGGAUCACAUUGAGCCAAUAA
Molecule: messenger RNA, 762 nt
Organism: Geodia barretti
Lineage: Eukaryota; Metazoa; Porifera; Demospongiae; Tetractinellida; Geodiidae
Source: the annotation of a GenBank genome assembly